GCUGACGUUUCUGCAACAGCGCAAAGCAGAAGCAGGAAACUAGAAAGGAUAGGGUUCUUUCUUUCCAAAACAUUUCUUCUAGAUUAGCUCUGAAAGCUCAUGUGGUAACAGUGGAGCAGAAACACAAUUUUGAGGUUACAAGGUGUAUAUCCAUGUUCAACGAGAGAUUCUUUGCAGUGAGAUGUUUGGCGAUGAGGACUUGGAUCAAUGGACUCGGAUUGCAGGUGGGGGGUUUGGUACUGUCUACAGGGUCAGACACCAAGAAAAAGGGUUUAUCGCCAUCAAGCUACUUCAUCAAAAUACAGGAUCCUCUGAUGCACUGUACAAGGAGGCUGAUUGUCUGAAGAAAAUGUCCUCUCCGUAUGUUCUGUCAGUUUAUGGAAUUUAUCAGGGAAAACCGCCACAUUACUAUACAGAGCAACAGGGAAUAGUCAUGGAGUUCAUGGAAAGGGGAUCAAUUCACACCCUGACGACGGACCUAGAUGGCCCUCCUCCCCUGCCACUCGCUGUCCAAUUGGUCUAUCAAGUGGCUUUGGGGAUGCAGCAUCUCCAUUCAAAUCAGUUUCUUCAUCAUGACCUAAAACCAAGCAAUGUUCUACUGGACAAGGACUUUAAUGCCAAGCUUGCAGACUUUGGUCUUUCCAGGGUAACCGCCAGUGUUUUGUCCAACAUCCAGCUGUCAACAGGAGGGACUGCAGGCACAUUUCAAUACAUGCCACCUGAAGCGUUUGAUUUAAACUAUAAAGCAUCUCGCCCGUUUGAUGUUUACAGCUAUGGCAUCCUCCUUUGGUCUAUCUUUACUGGUAAAGAACCCUAUGAAGGGAAACCAUUUUAUCUUGUGGAACUCAGGAUCAGAGAGGGAGACAGACCUGAUGUCAGUCUUUUGCUGGAAGAGAAGAAUGAAAUGAAAAAAGAAACGGUUGAGCUCAUGACACGUUGCUGGGAUGGGGAUCCAGACAAGAGGCCUACAUUUAAUGGUAUGAGUAAGUUUGUCAUCAGAAUCAGGAUGCUCACUGACUCCUUUUAUAAUUUCCUGCAUGCUACAAUACUGGACUAAAAUCUUUAUAUGGCUCUUUUAGUAAUGUAAACAUUCAGUAAUGUAGACCAAUCCUUUUAUGGCCCAUACCAUCUUAAAACAAAAACUUUGUUUUUUAGAUAUCGUCAACGCCACUAAACCUUUGUUCUCAGUCCAUAAAGAUGGAAUCGGAGCUGCAAUUCAAGAAGUUUUGUCAAAACUAGUACACAAUCAAUCACAGAGAAGCAGUCAGUAUCAUCAGACAAAUGUUGCAGCUAGUGAUCCUUCCCCCGCUCAAGGAAAUGCAGUGCCAAAUGAUAUUGUUGAUCAUCCCAGAUUUGCAGCACAGCAAACAUCGGUCAGUUUUGGAUCAAGAAAUUUGACAGAAGAAGAAAAACGAAAGUUUGUUGAGGAUAUGAGAGAAAACAUAAUACAGGAAACCACAGAUGCCAUGGCAGUAGCUAAGGAGCUUUGGGAGAUGAGGAUGAUCCAUAAAGAAAUGUACUCCUCAAUUAAAGCAAAAGAAACAAAUGAGGACAAAAUGAGGGCACUCUUCACGGCAUUACGUCAAGGCAACACGGUUAAAGCUGCCUUCUACGACGCCUUGAUAAAACACAACCCGGAAAUGCUCAACAUUUGAGGUACAAUAAUGCUGUUACUAAUCACACAGAGUUUUAUCUGUAUUGUUCAGGUUUUUAUUUUCCUUUUUUUCUCCCUUUAGGUGGCAGUCGAGGUACUCCUGGAUCAGACGACCAAAUAGUUUUCUUCAGUAUUUCUGUCAUUUUCAUGUGUGGAUUUUUUACAAUUUAAGAUAAGGUAUUUGUAUUACAAGAAGAUGCUGAGUCUGAUGCUCAGAGUUUCCAACAUGCAUCUCUCACAAACCAGUUUAAAUAUAGCUGCCUCAAAGCUUCUAAUAAAUUGCUGGCAAACUCUACAGUACAUCUGCAAGAAAA
This is a messenger RNA of Fundulus heteroclitus (mummichog), 1968 nucleotides long. Its product is annotated as ankyrin repeat and protein kinase domain-containing protein 1. The record is from RefSeq and is a predicted model, not a curated record. Gene Ontology annotation, molecular function: JUN kinase kinase kinase activity; ATP binding. Bases 182 to 1057 code for a protein of 291 amino acids. Lineage: Eukaryota; Metazoa; Chordata; Actinopteri; Cyprinodontiformes; Fundulidae. The transcript has 10 exons. Gene Ontology annotation, biological process: protein phosphorylation.